This is a messenger RNA of Chelmon rostratus (copperband butterflyfish), 2859 nucleotides long. It is a transcript of the gene trafd1, whose product is annotated as TRAF-type zinc finger domain containing 1. Lineage: Eukaryota; Metazoa; Chordata; Actinopteri; Chaetodontiformes; Chaetodontidae. The record is from RefSeq and is a predicted model, not a curated record. The transcript has 13 exons. The coding region runs from base 513 to 2246 and encodes 577 amino acids.
UUGACAGUACAGGGAGGAAAUAACGAACUGAUUUUUUACAGGCAACCAUCAAGUAGUUAGCCGUCGUCUUUGGGCUUUUUUUUGGUUAUACAGUCUUCAGCGGGCAGUUAAUUGAUAAACGGUAACACCACAGCGGCUGUCCUCGUUUUGGGUGGACCGGGUAGCAAGAGCCCAAAAGCCGAAGUUACGUUAGCUUUGUAGCUUCUUUGCAGAGAGCAUCUGAAGUUAGUUAGCUGAAUUGACGCAAAUUACGUGGUGGCUGCUAGCAGUGUAUUUUAUGAUAAACUGCGUAGCUAGCUAACCCACCACGGCUAACAUUGUCCAACUUUUUCGAGGUGGUUCAAGAUGCUUGCUGAUUGAGGUUGACGGGGAUUCUCCUUGCUAAUCCAGGCCACUGUUGUAAGCUAACGUUAGCUACCUGCCUGGAAACACUGGCUGCAAGUAAAGCAUGUUUGCGUGUUAUAAACAUUAGGAAAAAUCACCAAGACAGAGCUAGGACUUGGGCUGAAACCAUGGCAGAUGAAAAUACACAGUUCUGUGGCAAUUGCAAACAUGACAUUCCAGAGGCCAAUUUUACUACCCAUGAGAUCCACUGUAGAAGAAAUAUCGCACUAUGUGAUGUGUGCCAGGAGCCAGUGCCCCGGUUAGAUCUGAAUGAGCACAAACAGCAGGAGCAUACACAGAUUACAUGCAGGUGUGGUUUGAAGAUUGAGAAGAAUCAUAUUGAUGUUCACCAGAGCUCUGAAUGUUCUCAGCGGCUGGUCGCCUGCCAAUACUGUGAACUGGAGAUUGUUUACAGUCAGUCCAAAGAACAUGAGGAUUAUUGCGGUACACGCACUGAGCCCUGCUUGCACUGCAAGUGCAAUGUAAUGCUGAGGGAACAAGCUGUGCAUCCAGUCUUAUGUGGGAGCCUUACUCCGCCCCAAGAGAGGAACAACAGCCGGACAAGUCGCAGUCCAGUAGACCCACAGUCUCCAGGACCAUGGUUUGAAGCCCACUCCAUCCGAAAUCUUCUACGAGCCCAAGAGAGAGGGCCAAAAAAUAACAACAUCAGUGCAGCAGAACAACAAGCCUUUCCGCAGCCAUUUGAUCCCAGAGUUUAUAACACUUCAAGGGGACCUCAAGGCUCAGGAGACUUGAAGAAUACUGCCCCGAGAAAUACAACAUUUAGCCACUUUCUGGGGCAGGGUGAUUUUCUGACUAGCAGCAGCAGCAGCAGCAGCAGCAGUAGUGCGUGGCCACAUAGUGAGCUCACACUGGAUGAGGAUUCAUCAGGUCUGGACUACAUGUUGGCUCUCAGUCUGCAGAGUGAUGGAGAAUCAGUGGCAGGAGGUGUGGAGGGCAACCUGUGGAGUGGUAUCUGGGACCACAAGAUCGGGAAGACGUCUAACACCUCUGCACAUUCUCCACUCUCUCCGCCCAACAACAACCACCCAAACUUCACUACAGGCACAAGUGCAGUCCAGGACCACGAUCAAACAGAUACCAUGCUGCCUUGUGAGUUUUGCGAAGAGCUGUUUCCCGAAGAGGACCUCAUUUUGCAUCAGACGGGGUGCAGCCCUGCCUCCGCCUUUGCGUCUUUCAGCAAGCAGCCAGCGUCUCCUCCUAGAGAGGACAGGGUGAGCAGGAAUGCUUCAGGGCUGAUGCAUAGCCUGCCUGACACACUCGCAUCAAACAUUCCCACUUUCCCGCGGUCAGUCUCCCCGGCCUCCUACAGUCCUCCAGCCAGCCCACUAGAGGGCGACGUGGUCAUUCCAUGUGAAUUCUGUGGCGUUGCACUGGAAGAGGCUGUCGUCUUUCACCAUCAGGACAAAUGCGACAUGCGUCCUCAGACUACCCAUCCACUGAACAAUCUCACAAAAGCAUCUGUCAAGAAACCACUGAGCCCUGCUGGAGACACCUUUGGCCAGAUAUCUCCAGUUAUUCAAAGGAGGAUAAAGCAUCAAACUGACUUCUUGGAGGACUUCGGAUAUGACAGAGACACACCACCAAGGGAAUGGCACAGAGGCUACAUUGGACUGCCAAGUCAAAGGAAGACGUCCAACUAUGAUGUUUCUGUAAAAGACAGAGUGCAGCAUGGCAGGGAAGCAGAAGGGGCUCAGUCAGCUUUCUGUGACACUGAGAAGUCUGGUUCUGCAUCUUUAAAGGGACUUCAUCCACCAGAAAAUAAAGAAGGGAGAGGCAACAUAAGGAAUCCAAUGACAAAGUUGCCCAAGAAGCAGAAUGAAGAGCAGCAGGAAGAGUGAGAGCAGGAACAUCUGGAGAAAUAUAAAAACCAAAUCUCCUACUCUGCUUUUCAUUUAUCUUUUUGCACACUUUUGAAGAUGAAACAUAUACCUAUGAUAAGUGCCUGUGUGAGUAUCAGUACCUUGCAGUUUAUAUUUUGAUGUAUUUUACAAUUAAAGUCUCAGCAAGUAAUUUGGUUUAUCAUGCAUAUUCUGUUUUGUUUUGUUUGUUUCAGAUGUUUGUAUGUGUAACAAUAAGCCUUAACAGUUAAAUUAUAAAAUGGAUCUUAUUUGUGCUGAAUUUGAUUUGAAGUUUUUUUUUUUUUUUUUUUUUUUUUUACUGUACAAGGCAUGUCAGGACUCAUUAAGAACACUGAGAACAUCAAACGCAGACACAUGACUUUGUCGGUGUGCAUUCGUCUCACUUAAUCUUUACCUUGUUACUUCAGCCAAGGACGUUUUGUUUUCACCCCUGUAUGUUCCUUCAGGAUUCUUUCUUUCUGCAUCCUUGUGAAACCUAAAGCACUUUGAUAGAGUAUUUUGUUUAAAAAGGGCUUGAGGAACUGAUUUGAUAAAUUUAUGCAUCUUUGACCAAGAAAAAAAAAAAGGAUUAUUGAACAUUUGUCUUUUUAUA